AUGGCACGCGUAAGAAACAAAGAAAAGCAUAAUCAUUAUGAAAAAAUACGAAGAGAAAAGAUUAAGUUAAAUAAAGACAGAUAUAAAGCUUUUAAAGAAAAAGAUGCGGAAAGAAAGAGACAGUUUCGGAAAAAGCAAAAGGAACUUGCUGAACAGGGAUUUAUAAGCGCUGCACAAAUAGAAAUAAAGAAAAGUUUUGCGCGAAAUUACAAAAAAAUGUACCGGGAGAAAGUCAAAUCUAAAACACAAUUAAACGAGAAAGAAAACAAUGAAAAAUUAGGUCCAUACCAAACACCACAAUCAAUGGGAAAGGUACUAAAAGCAGUUAAUAGAGUUCUCCCAAAAACUGAAGAUAGACGUAAGCAUAUUGUAAGAAAAUUAGCUGUAAAAGAAUUUCCCUACUUAAAACUUUUUGAUGAUAAACCUGCAAAAACAGAACCCUGGAAUAAACUUAGUGAAUAUGACACUAAAAAAAUCAUCAAUUUUUACAAUCGUGAUGACAUCAGCUGGCAAGCGCCAGGAAAACGAGAUGUAGUAUCCUUAAGAGAAACAUCGGGAGAGAAAAAGAAGAUGCAAAAAAGAUAUAUGAUGGUAUCUUGUAAACAAGCUUAUUCUUUUUUUCUUAAAGAAUAUCCUGAAUUAUAUAUAAGUUUAUCCAAAUUUUACGAACAUCGACCAAGACAUAUUUUGUUAAGUUCGUUAAUGCCACAUAAUGUUUGCGUGUGCAUUUAUCACGCAAAUUUUAAUUUUCUUGUUGAAUCAAUUCAAAAGAUGAUUCUAACAUUUCCUAAAACAACUAAGGAUCUACUAACAGUACUUUGCUGUGACAUUAACGAAAGUCAAUGUAUGAAUGGAGUUUGUGAAAUAUGUGAAGAUGAUAUCGAGUAUGCACUAAUACCUUUACAAACUGAUAUGGAUUUGCCUAUUACCUGGAAAAGUUGGGAAAACGUGGGAAACCAGCCAGUUGUAGAAAUUUCUGGAUCAUUAUCAGCUGCUCUAGCGGCUCUAGAAAAAUCUCUAAAACUAUUUAAAAUCCACUGUUUUGUGAAACAUGUACAGGAGCGUGAAUUUGAGAAUGAAAAGGCCAAUAUAUCUCAUCAAAAGGCGGUGCUGCAAGUCGAUUUUGCAGAAAAUUAUAGUUGUAUUAGCCAGGAUGAGAUACAAAGUGCUCACUGGGGUCAUAAACAAGUUGCUGUGUUUACUGCUGUUGCAUGGAUUGAAGAUCAAUCCCACUCUUUUGCCAUAAUAAGUGAUAACCUAUCACACGACAAGUUAUGCGUCUUUGUUUUUAUCAAAAAAAUUGUUGAGUGGCUACUUACAAAUUAUCCCUUACUGAAAGAUAUUGUCUUCUUCUCGGAUGGAUGUGACUCACAAUUUAAAAACAAAUUUACCAUGUCAAAUUUACUGCCUCAAGAUUUGGGAAUUAAUGGAAUUUGGAAUUUUUUUGCAACAUCCCACGGCAAAGGUGCCGUGGACGGUGUGGGUGGUAAAGUAAAGAGAAUCGCUUGGGAAAUGAAAAUUUUUAAUUGCACACAAAACAUGGGAAACACUUGUGUUUUAGGUUGUUGUGUUAAUGGGGAUUUAAGUAAAAUAAACGAUGCGGUGAAUCAAAGCGGUAAAAAAGAAAACGUAAGUGAAUCUGAACAAUUCACUGAACGUACUAAAUUUGCCGCACAAGAAGAAGACUUUAAUAAUGAUAAAAUAUUUUCAAGUAAUAAUAAUGAUUCCACUAUUUCUGUUAAUUCCUUGGAACCUGCUCCUGAAACACGAUCCCAAAGAGAGAUGGAUCUUGAAGAUAUAUUAAAUAGUUUAAAGCAAAAAUUCUCCAGUUUACCCGAUGGGGAUGCAGAAAGAGUUAAAAUUCUUACAAUAGCACCUCUGUCCUGGAGUGAACGUAAAAUUGCUAGAGAAUUCAACUGUUCAAGACAUCUCGCAAAAAAAUCCAAAGAAUUGCGGGCUUUAAGGGGUGUUUUAGGAAGCUGUACAGAGAAAAUUGGAAAAUCAUUACCUAAAGAAAUCUGUACUAACAUUCUUGAUUUUUACAAUGAUAACAGGAAUAGUAGGGUAAUGCCUGGUAUGAAGGACGUUGUUUCGGUAAAAAAUGAUGGUGAUCGUAUUUUAGUUCAAAAACGUCUUAUACUUUAUUCCCUUAAAGAUUUGUAUACAAAAUACAAGUCAGAAAAUAUAACAAAAUUAGUUGGAUUUAGUAAAUUUGCCCAAUUAAGACCAAAACACUGUUUACUUGCAGGAGCAAAUGGUACUCAUUCUGUUUGUAUUUGUACUAUUCACCAAAAUUGCAAAUUAAUGUUGGAUUCAAUUCAUGUAGAAAAUUUAACAAAGCAAUUAAAGAAGCCAAUUGUUACAUAUAAGGAUUGUUUACAGCAAAUGGUAUGCCAAAAAGAGGAUGCCGCUUGUUAUUUGGAUGAAUGUUCAAAUUGUCCUGGAACAGUUGAUAUUGCAAACAAUUUAAUAAAAUGUCUACAAAAUAAUAAUAUUUAUGAUAUCCAAUUCAGUUCUUGGACUGGAACAGAUCGAUGUACUUUACAAACACUAAUCCUCCCGACUUUAGAUUUUGUCAUAGACCUAUCUAAUAAGUUAUUAAAAUUGAAACCACAUUCUUUCAUUGUAAAACAGAAAAAUAAAUAUAUUGAAAAUAGGAAAAGUAAUUUAUCUAGUAGCGAAGUGCUGGUUUGUAUGGAUUUUUCUGAGAACUAUAAGUAUGUAGUACAAGAUGCUGCUCAGGCAUUUCACUUUAACAACGACCAGUGUACUGUUUUUCCUGUUGUGUACUACUAUAAAAGUGAUACUAAAAUCGAGCAUAAAAGCCUAGUAUUUUUAUCCGACAGUACUAAACACGAUUCGGCUGCUGUUUAUACGGUUCAAUCACUUUUAAUAGAAUACAUAAAAAGCCAAGUAAAGUGUGCUAAACAUAUUAUCUACGUUACAGACGGUGCCAAGCAGCAUUUCAAAAACAGAUUCCAAAUAAAUAAUUUAAUGCAUCAUAAAGAAGAUUUUGGUAUGACCGCAGAAUGGAACUUUCAUGCGACGGCACAUUGGAAAUCCUCAUGUGAUGCUAUUGGAGGAACGUUUAAACGUGAAGCAGCUAGAGCCAGCUUAUUGGCUAAGCCUACAGAAUCAAUUCUUGAUUGCAAAUCAUUGUAUAGUUGGGGAAAGAAGAAUUUUAAAGUAUCUAAAAGCACCAUGGCGACUACAAAAAAACGUGGAAUAAAUGUAACCGAAAAUCAGAAAAAAAAUUUGAUUGAAUUUGUUCAAAAGAAUCCUCUGCUUAUUAGUGGAAAACAAAGCAACAAGUACACUUAUAAGGAUCUCCAAAGGGAUUGGCAAACGGGCACAGACAUAUUAAACAGUAUGCCGGGGGCUAAAAAGGAUUGGCGCGGGUGGCGAAAGUGUUGGCAAGAUUUGCGUUUCCGCACAAAAAAUAAAGUAUCGGUUAAUAAGAAAGCGGCUGGAGGUACUGGAGGUGGUCCUUUCACCGAAGAGGUACUAACAGCAACCGAAGAGGAGGUACUAACUGUCAUAAAAAAAGUUUCGAUAGACGGUCAUGAUGUCCCUGAAUCUACCGUGGAAUUUGUCUUCGAGGAGGACAAUGCCAUACCCGCCGCCGCUUCCGAAAUUGUAAUUCACGACCCAGUUGUGGAGGAGAAUGCAGCAAAUUUUGAAGUAGACUCUGACGACAUUGCGGAAGUUUUGCCGCCUGCCACAGAGUUUGCUCUUCUGCAAAACGUGAUUUUGGAACCAUGCACAAUGGCAAGUGCAAGAAGUGACCCUGAAUCCGCGUUAAAGGACCUCACUAACAAGACCAAACCGUUUAAGGGCAAAAUGCCUAAGAAAUUGGAACACCUGAUAAAUGCAGCAACUGCUGCAACAUGUUUUAAAGAGAACUUAAAUAAAAAGGUGAGCAUAAAAGAAGCAUACUAUCAGCAAAAAAUUACGUUGUUACAAGAAAUGAAAUUGGUUGAAGAAAAGAAGGUGGCCGCGUUGGAGCGCAUUGCUAACGCAUUGGAACAGCACCGAGGGGAUUCUUAA
Brassicogethes aeneus is the source of this 4047-nucleotide messenger RNA. The record is from the annotation of a GenBank genome assembly. Lineage: Eukaryota; Metazoa; Arthropoda; Insecta; Coleoptera; Nitidulidae.